This is a messenger RNA of Phytophthora nicotianae INRA-310, 459 nucleotides long. RefSeq lists its product as hypothetical. The transcript has a single exon. The record is from RefSeq and is a predicted model, not a curated record. Lineage: Eukaryota; Oomycota; Peronosporomycetes; Peronosporales; Peronosporaceae. The coding region runs from base 1 to 459 and encodes 152 amino acids.
AUGUACAAGGAAUUCCCCGUCGAUUUGAGCCACGCGCAGGCUGUCAAAGUCUUACACUGCAAGCCCGUUCGUUUGUCGCACUCGCAGUUGAACAAGGGUCAUGCGCAUUAUUUCCAUCCUGAGAACUACAAAAACCUUGUGAAAGCUUACGAAUCGGGCAAAGGAACGACUUUGCAUAUGUCUCAUGGAGAAGUGCUUCGAAUUCAUCAGUCGGGACUUAGUGGCUCUGGUUUCUGGGGAAGCUUGUGGAAUGGAAUCAAGUCUGCUGCAAAAGGUAUUGAUGGUUUCCUUAAAGAUAACUGGAAGCCAAUCACUUCUGGACUCUUGGAUGGUAUUGCCACCGCGGCCGGACCUGAAGCUACCCCAUUGCGUGGUUUGGUGAAAGAGGUGAGCGACGUGGGUAUGGCACCUCCCAUGACUCGUCGUCGUAUGAAAGGAGGGUCGUUUCGAUUGGGAUAA